Messenger RNA from Pyricularia grisea, 2169 nucleotides. RefSeq lists its product as uncharacterized. The record is from RefSeq and is a predicted model, not a curated record. Lineage: Eukaryota; Fungi; Ascomycota; Sordariomycetes; Magnaporthales; Pyriculariaceae. The coding region runs from base 288 to 665 and encodes 125 amino acids. Gene Ontology annotation, cellular component: ribosome. The transcript has 5 exons. Gene Ontology annotation, molecular function: structural constituent of ribosome; RNA binding. Gene Ontology annotation, biological process: cytoplasmic translation.
UGGGAGAGAUCAUGUGCCUACCACUGUGCGAGGGCCAAACUGAAGGACAACCUUAGUCAUCGUACACAAACUUUUGGGUCUCCCUUAUCGGAACUUUAUCGGUCCGCCAAUUGCCCACCGCCCGCACGCAGGGCUGCGAAAAUCAGCCCCACUGACACACAAUUAGUUGCGCCUGAAAUUCUUAAUAUCGCGAACUUUUCUUUCUCCCCGCGACAAUCGUAGAAAGAUACGCAGAGUACCAGCAACAAUACCCUUUUGCGUCCUUCUUUCCUCCAAAUCAAAACAAAAUGGCCCCCCCUCAGACCAAGAAGACUGGCAAGUCCAGCAAGACGACCAAGAAGUUCGUCAUCAACGCCUCGCAGCCCGUUAACGACAAGAUCUUCGACAUCUCAGCCUUCGAGAAGUUCCUCAACGAGAAGAUCAAGAUCGACGGCCGCGUUGGCCAGCUCGGCGACACCAUUGUCAUCUCCCAGGUCCCCGAUGGCAAGAUUGAGAUUGUUGCCCACAACGAGCUCUCUGGCCGCUACCUGAAGUACCUGACCAAGAAGUUCCUCAAGAAGCAGCAGCUUCGUGACUGGCUUCGUGUCGUUUCCACCUCCAAGGGUGUUUACGAGCUCAAGUUCUUCAACGUCGUCAACGACGCUGAUGACGAGGACGACGAGUAGACGAUUUUUUUUAUGCGCCAUGACACGUUUUAGGAAUGCCGUCUUUGACAAGGGAAAUAAAAACUGGGGUGGAUUAGAUACCAGACGAGUCCGGGCUUGAAUGCUCCAGGAUUCUGUCACAGUCAAUCAAAGAGGCCAUAAAGCUUGCUGUCGCAAUUUCUUCUCUCAUGUCAUGUCCUGCCGUGACGUUAUGUGAUUGUGCGAUGAUAUGGUUGAUCCCGUCAUAUUAUAGGAGAUGAGCCGCGCCGAUUGUUAUGCUGUUUGGCCGAGUUGAUGGUACAGUCUAAGGUCUAUUAUAGUUACAUAAUCUCUCCCAUUCUAGGGCAAGGACCUCAUAACACCCUCAAAUGCCACCAAUGCCAUUGCGUUGGCUGGAAAGGCUCGCAAGAAGCAAGGCAGGAAACCUCUCCAGUAACCCGUAGGCCCCUUCUCCCUGUAAAUGGUGACAGCAGCAUCCCGCCAACUCUUGAACCUUGGCGUACCGUCUCCAAGCCCGCCGCCCAGCGGAUCCGUCAUGAUGCGCUGCUUGACAACAUCACUGGGGUAGCUGGUCAUCCAAAAUACCUGAGCACUCAGGCCUCCGGCCCAAAAGUUGACGGCCGGUGUGCUCAUCGCAGUGUUCUCCCUCAUCCACUGCGACAGGAGGUCGUAGCUGCCCCACCAGAAGAAGAAGAAGGACCGGAACAGCAAUGUCGCACCGAGGCCGUGGUACAGGCCCGGGAUGCCGUGGUGGCGGUAGAUCUUCUUGAUGCAGUCGAUGGGCCCCGCGUAAAGCCUGUCCGACUUUUUGGCCGCGUACUGAAUCUGCAGGCGGGCCUUGACGUGCUCCACCGGCGCCGCGAUGAAGCUUACGGUCGAACCAGCCAGGAUUCCCGCUAUGCCGUGGCCGUACGCCGGCAGCGUGUCGGCGACCAUAGACACGGGGAUGGAUGCAUCACGUGACGACAACGGGGUGCUGAAGACGUGUUCGCGUAGGAGCCGGCGGUAGACUGUCAGGCUUCCGAGCAUGACGCUGUCCAUGAACAUCCAGCCAACGAGGGGAGGGGUGGCGCCCUUGUAGAGGCCGGCGAACCCCUCGUUACGGACGGUCUGGAGCAGACAUUGCAGCGGGCCGUUGAACCGCGACGCGUCGGUUGUCUGCAAGCGGACCUUGAUUGUGUCGAAUGGAUGGCCGACUUUGACCUUUGCGAUACCGGAGAAAACACCAGCGACGAAGCCUUUAUAAUUCUUGGCGGGCGCAGCCUCGGCCGGUACAGCCUUGGCCUCGGACGACAUUGAGACGAUUUGUUAUUACUUGCACUCCACUUUACCAGACAUGUGUGUCCUCUUCGUUACCUUUAAUCGGUUGGGCAGUAGUUUGAAUUUGGUGGUUAUGGUGUCGACCAUUUUGAUAAACUUUCACGGGUUAAAAUUUCGACGCCACCUAACAGUUGAAAUCUUGACCCGCAAGGGAGAUCCCCGGUAAGCGAAAACGUAGAACGUUGUAAUAUAAUGUAUGUGUACU